This is a messenger RNA of Rhizopus microsporus ATCC 52813, 1104 nucleotides long. RefSeq lists its product as uncharacterized. The annotation marks the transcript as partial. NCBI's taxonomy places the organism in Eukaryota, Fungi, Mucoromycota, Mucoromycetes, Mucorales, Rhizopodaceae. The transcript has a single exon. The record is from RefSeq and is a predicted model, not a curated record.
GACUUAUCUCUCAUUUUCCAUAUAAAAAAUGCAAGUGGAUAGCUACGAACAAUACACGGAUGAAUUACUUAGCAGAGUCUUUGAAAAUGCCAAACAAAAUCAACCGCUAUCAUCUCCUAUUUCCGACUGGUCAGCAUCUCCGUUAUUUUGCAAACCAAUCGAUCAGACUCCUAUUCUUUCACCCUCUUUAUCCAAUCGAUCUAUUGAAAAAGCUUUUUCUCCAGUAAUUAAAUCGCCACAAUCUGAUCUGAUAUCUAGCAGGCAUGCUGAUGUGUCUAGUAUGGAUUCCGAGAGUAUUAUCUUACCUUUUGUUCCUACUUCUUCUAUUACUCCUUCUCUUCCUUCCUCUCCUGUCAAACAGCAAAAGAGCUAUCUGCGUGAUACGUUAUCUAGAAAACUAAGCCGAAAAAAGGAGUUCAAGUCGGCCAAAAAGCCUUUGAAAAUACCUUUGGUCAAACCAAACUCAUCAGAAGAGCCAUUAGAGCCAAGCCAAGGACAGCAGGAACGACCACAGAUUCAGAGGCAGCCUAGUUUUUGGAAACCGCGUGAAGAUAGGCCAAAUGAAUGGUGGAAGCCGAAGAAAGGUCAAGGAGAACAGAGCCUGAAACAGCACAAGGUUGCGUCCAUAAGAACCAAGAAACCAAAGCGUCCGAUGGCAUUCAAAACACCUAAACGGAAGCCAGUAGCACAUGCUGAAAAAAAGAAAGUUUCGACACAAUCACAUCGGCCUGGUACGGUAAUCAUAAAGAGAGUACCUCAUAAGCAAGUAGCUAGUACAAAUGCAACUGCAAGUAUGCCUUCAAAUGAAACAAUAGCCGUAGCACCUGUUUCAGCAGCCAUGCCACAGCCGGUUUAUAUGGUACAGCAGCCUUACGCGAUGAUGCCGCCAGUGAAUCAUGCUGGAUAUUACUUGGUUCCUUCCAUGGUGAUGUCAGCACAGCAAUCACAACAACAACCACAAACUGUUUCUGAAAAGGCAAACCUUCAAGUGAAAAGAAAGAAAACAACCACAUUGCAUAAUCCUAGAGAGGCAUCAAAUGAUAAAUGUAUACUGAUGUAGCAGCCUCAAAGGAUACAUUCUUGCUCUAGAUACCACUAUUUAAU